AUGUGCGGUUGUGCCACCAAAGUGUCUGGAACAGCCAUGGAACGACACGAAAAGUGGGUGUGAACUUGGGUGAGAAGUAAGUUGACGUCUGAUUUAGCUAGCUAGCUAGCUAGCUAGUUAGCUAGUUUCAUAGCUAGCUGAUAACAUAACGUUACACAGUGACAGCCAGUCAAGCCUGUGGGCGAAGGUUUCAAGUUCAUUAUUCAAUGCAGGGGUGUGCUUGUUGAUUUCAUAUUGUCAUAGUUUGAGUCAAAUAUAUUUAUAAGAAGGAAUAUUCAUAGAAUAUUUGUCCGAGUCCUCCUAAAUCUGCGUUGCAGUGAUUAAUGGUUGAUUGACUCCCAUCAAUUCACUCUAACCUCAAAUGUGUUCUUAUUUCCCCUCUUUUGAAGAAAACUUGAGAUCUCAACAGGGAAACUUGCCAGAUUUGCAGAUGGGUCGGCUGUUGUGCAGGUAUAAAUCGUAAUAAUUUUUUGAGAGUUUGUAAGUGAAUAUGCACAAGAUGCUCAGACCAGUUACUCGGAUGCAUUCCACCUCUUUUUCCAGCUUGGGGAUACAACAGUGAUGGUGACAGCUGUCAGCAAAACGAAACCGUCCCUCUCCCAAUUUAUGCCACUAGUGGUAAGUUAAAGUGGGGUCAUAUAAUAUUUUUCAAUGCCCUUCAAACAUAUUUAAAAGCUGCUUUUAGUCUUCCAUGUGGGACGGUUCAUUAUGUGUGAUUACAUUUUACAUUUACAUUUUAGUCAUUUAGCAGACGCUCUUAUCCAGAGCGACUUACAGUUAGUGCAUACAUUGUGAUAAUCUCUUUAGUGUAGUAGGCUGUUACAUAGUGGUCUUAGGUCCCUUGGAGUGAUUCAGGUCCUUUGGCUAGAACAGUGUGUUUUUGAUUGACAGGUGGACUACAGACAGAAAGCAGCUGCUGCUGGUAGAAUCCCCACUAACCACCUGCGGCGGGAGUUGGGCACCACUGAAAAUGAGAUUCUGACUAGUAGGCUAAUAGGUGAGAAGAUGAUUCUAACUCCUAUGCCAUAACUCUUACUCCAGUCCUAUAUUAGAUUUAGUGCAAAUACCAUUAGCAGACUUUUAACUGUAUCUCUUUUUUGUUGUCUGACCUCAGACAGGGCAAUCAGACCCCUUUUUCCUGCUGGUUAUUUCUAUGACACUCAGGUGAGUCAGUAUUUGUAGUUAAUGUUGUACUUAUGUAUGGUCAUUACCGAUAUGUUUACACUGUUAUUACAACUGUGCUCUUGAUUGUAGUCCUGCGGUGUAUAUUUUCAGGUCCUGUGUAACCUGUUGGCAGUUGAUGGUGUUAAUGAUCCAGAUGUACUGGCCAUUAAUGGAGGUGAGGAGAGAUUGAUUUCCUUGUAGAAACAUUCACAUGACCUUUGUUUGACAUCGAGUGAUAACGUGAACUAUUUCUCUUCCCUACAGCCUCUGCUGCUCUUACCCUUUCUGACAUUCCCUGGAAUGGGCCCAUUGGUUAGUAUCUCAUACAGACCUGUGUCCUUUUGUUUUUAUUUGCCUGUAUGUGGCUUUAACCAUAUGGUCUGUGUUUUGUGGAUGUUUAGGUGCAGUGCGCAUUGGCCUGGUGGAUGGAGAGUUCUUGGUGAACCCAACACGAAAGGAAAUGGCUUCCAGCACUAUCAACCUGAUAGUGGCUGGAGCACCUCUCAGCCAAGUGGGUUAGUACUGUAAUCCAGCUAUAUCACACAUCCCUUUUUCUCUACCUCAAUAUCUAUAUUAAAAUGUUAGUGUGUGGCUAUGCCAUAUUCAGUCUAGGUAUAAACAUCUUUUGUUUUGUCUUAGUGAUGAUCGAGGCAUCUGCUGAGAAUGUGUUGCAGCAGGACUUCUGUCAUGCAGUCAAGGUUGGCGUGAAGCACACACAGCAGAUCAUAUUGGCUAUUCAGCAGAUGGCCAGAGAAGCAAAAGUGACCAAGCGCACCCCUCCCAAAAUAUUUUCUGCGCCCAAGGAAAUGAUUGAGCACACACGACAGUAAGACACAUUUCUUUCUGACUUGAUAUUUCUCCAAUCUCUUAAGUUUUUUUUAAUGGUUACAUGACAGCACACUGUUUUGCUUUCAGGUUGGCCUCUGAAAAGGUCUAUGCUGUUUUCACAGACUUCACUCAUGACAAGGUAAGUAUUUAUGUCUGUGUGUUUUAGCUAUUGUGUUUUGGUGGUACUUUUUCAUUCAAUAAAAUCAGUAACUUAUUGUGUUCUUUCAGAUUUCCAGAGAUGACGCCAUUAACAAAGUGCGGCUAGAAACAGAGGAACAAAUAAAAGGUAUGUAUCAUUGCUAUAUACAGAUGUAGGACCUUAAUUUGAGCCUGUUUGCUACAGCAGGAAAAGAAUCCUGCAGCAACAGGAAAUGUGAAUUAUGUGGAAUUAUAAUUAAUGGGCAUUUUUGUAGGGGUUGAUACAUUUUUCGUAAGGGAAAAUGAAGUCCGAAUUUCAAAGUGGAAAUUACAAACUUCAGAACCAUUUUUAAACCUCAAAUACACUACAUUUUACUUUUCCUGAAUUGCAGGAAACUUCUCCUGCAACAGGGUGACAUAAUUAAGACCCUACAUCUGUACCAAAUAAAUGUUAUGCUAUAAGAUUUUUGCAACAUUCAAGGUCUUGUGUGUGGUCAUUUUACUGUCUAACCGCCUACAUACAGUAUGUCUGUAUUCUGUAGAGAAAUAUCCUCAAGCAGAACCUUAUGAGGUGAUGGAGUCCUUCAACACGGUGUCCAAAGAGGUCUUCCGCAAUCUGGUUUUGAAUGAAUAUAGGAGGUAAAAAGAAUGCAUGUCUCAGUAGUAUUUAGCAAAUUGUCAUUAAUGUCAUUAAUCAUUUCCUUGUUUACCUUGUUUUAAAGGUGUGAUGGAAGAAACCUGACUUCAUUGAGAAAUAUUUCCUGUGAGGCUGACAUCUUUAAGCCCCUUCAUGGGUCUGCACUUUUCCAGAGGGGACAGACACAGGUAGGGAUCUGGCGUUAUAAAGAAGGGCUCAGAGUAGGCGUGCUAUUCAUUUUGGGGACAUUGGAAAGUUGAAGAGAGGAGAAAUGUAUUUGCGGAGUCUGAUUUGUUUUGGGUUGUUUUUCAUUGUAUCUUUAGCCUAGUUAAUAAAGCCUUUUCUCUCUAGGUUCUGUGCUCUGUAACAUUUGACUCCUUGGAGUCCAGUAUUAAAACAGACAUCAUUACUACAGCAUUAAGGUAAACUUAUACAUAAUUAAUUACAGUGCUCUUGAAUGCAAGUUUCAAGCAAGUGUUAAAUGUAAUGUGUGCAUAUAUAGGUUAGCUGAAACAAGUUGCUCUCCUUUUAACAGUGGAGUCAAAGACAAGAAUUUCAUGCUUCACUAUGAGGUGAGUAUGACAUUAUACAAAUAAGCAGGAUUCCAGUAGGAUUUGCUUAUUAGUUUGGUAUUGCACAACAAAACAUCUGCAUGGGCUGAAAUGAUCUUUUUCUGUUUCAGUUUCCGCCUUACGCAACCAAUGAGAUUGGAAAGAUGAGUGGAAUGAACAGAAGAGAGCUUGGUCAUGGUUAGUAUGUUGGUAUGGAUUAAAAGAUGAACAGAAGAGAGCUUGGUCAUGGUUAGUAUGUUGGUAUGGAUUAAAAGAUGAACAGAAGAGAGCUUGGUCAUGGUUAGUAUGUUGGUAUGGAUUAAAAGAUGCCCAUGGGUAGUGUGUGGGUGGCAUGCCUAAGUUCAUGUGACUAUUUAAAUAAUAUUCUCUUUCUCUAUGUUGACAGGGGCACUGGCAGAGAAGUCUUUGAGACCUGUCAUCCCAAAAGACUUUCCCUUCACUAUUAGAGUCACCUCAGAGGUUUUGGAGUCUAAUGGUGAGUUCUGUGGAUGACUUCCAUUUUGCUUCUACAUUUUAAGACCAUUUCUUAUUAUAAGCUUAGUUGCCAAAUCUUAGUCAUUUCAUUGACUGUAUGAUGAGCCUCGGCUCUUUCUUUCUCUCACACACUCGUUCUCUCAGGGUCCUCGUCGAUGGCGUCAGCAUGUGGAGGCAGUCUGGCUUUAAUGGACGCUGGUACUUCAUGCUUUUGAAGUGGAAAAUAAACAUGUCAUUUUACAUUUUUGUUGAUGAUCCUUCCAUUUGCAGUGAAAUGUAAUACGUUUGUGUUCCAGGUGUGCCUAUUACAUCAGCUGUGGCAGGUGUUGCUAUUGGACUCAUAUCCAAGGCAAACCCAGAGAAGCCAUCAGAAAUCCAGGACUACCGAAUACUGACUGAUAUUCUGGUACCCAAUAUUACUAGUAUUUCUCUCACCAAUCCUAAAGCUAACUACAUUUUCUAUGGAAUAUCACAUGUGUACUAUAAUCAUGAGAUCCCCUGUCUGUAGAACUGUUUUAUUUGUGUUUUCUGUCACAACAGGGAAUCGAGGAUUACCUAGGAGACAUGGACUUCAAACUGGCAGGAACAAAUAAGGGUAUCAAUGCCUUACAGGUACUGUAGCUGAACAUCCAUUGGUUUCUCUCUGCUGUCGUAUUUUGUUGACUGUAGUUAUUUUUGCUAUAAUGUAUGCCUCCUCCUUCUAGGCUGAUGUGAAGAUUCCAGGCUUACCUCUGAAACUUGUAAUGGAGGCUAUUCAGCAAGCCACAGGUGACAUGAAAGACAUGCCCCAUAAAUAGCUAUGUAGCUAUCUAUUCAUUCUCUAGAGAGAUAAAUAUCGAAGUCACCAAUCCUCAUGUCAUUCUCAUAUCCUUACAGUUGCCAAGAGGGAGAUUUUGGGCAUCAUGAACAAUACUAUUGCCAAGCCCAGGGCUAACAGAAAGGAGAAUGGCCCGGUUGUCGGUAAGACUCUCUUGGUUGCUAUUCCUUUUUGAUUUCCAUUAUUUAUGUAUUUUGCGUUUAAGGAAUGUUUCCUGUCUGUUGUAGAAAAUGUCAGAGUCCCAGUGUCCAGACGAGCACGCUUUGUUGGGCCAGGGGGCUAUAACCUCCGCAGACUACAAGCUCAAACAGGUAACAUUUAAUAUUUAAAAAACAUUAUUACUUCAUUUGUGUCUACCCCAACACAUGAUCUCUCUUCAUCGGUGCAUAGUGUAUGGCAGGGUUGGGAGGAGGAAUCUGUUCCGAAGUAUUCCCACACAAGGGGUCUGAAUACUUUCCAUUUAUACAGUUGAAGUCGGAAGUAUACAUACACCUUAGCCAAAUACAUUUAAACUCAGUUUUUCACAAUUCCUGACAUUUCAUCCUAGUAAGAAUUCCCUGUCUUAGGUCAGUUAGGAUCACCACUUUUAUUUUAAGGAAUGUGAAAUGUCAGAAUAAUAGUAGAGAAUGAUUUAUUUCAGCUUUUAUUUUUUUAAAUCACAUUCCCAGUGGGUCAGAAGUUUACAUACACUCAAUUAGUAUUUGGUAGCAUUGCCUUUAACUUGUUUAACUUAGGUCAAACGUUUCGGGUAGCCUUCCACAAGCUUCCCACAAUAAGUUGGGUGAAUUUUGGCUCAUUCCUCCUGACACAGCUGGUAUAACUGAGUAGGCCUCCUUGCUCGCACACGCUUUUUCAGUUCUGCCCACACAUUUUCUAUAGGAUUGAGGUCCGGGCUUUGUGAUGGCCACUCCAAUACCUUGACUUUGUUUUCCUUAAGCCAUUUUGCCACAACUUUGGAAGUAUGCUUGGGGUCAUUGUCCAUUUGGAAGAUCCAUUUGCGACCAAGCUUUAACUUCCUGACUGAGGUCUUGAGAUGUUGCUUCAAUAUAUCCACAUAAAUGUCCUUCCUCAGGAUGCCAUCUAUUUUGUGAAGUGCACCAGUCCCUCCUGCAGCAAAGCACCCCCACAGCAUGAUGCUGCCACCCCCAUGCUUCACGGUUGGGAUGGUGUUCUUCGGCUUGCAAGCCGCCCCCUUUUUCCUCCAAACAUAACGAUGGUCAUUAUGGCCAAACGGUUCUAUUUUUGUUUCAUCAGACCAGAGGACAUUUCUCCAAAAAGUAUGAUCUUUGUCCCCGUGUGCAGUUGCAAACCGUAGUCUGGCUUUUUUAUGGCGGUUUUGGAGCAGUGGCUUCUUCCUUGCUGAGCGGCCUUUCAGGUUAUGUCGGUAUCAGACUCGUUUUACUGUGGAUAUAGAUACUUUUGUACCGGUUUCCUCCAGCAUCUUCACAAGGUCCUUUGCUGUUGUUCUGGGAUUGAUAUGCACUUUUCGCACCAAAGUACGUUAGUCUCUAGGAGACAGAAUGCGUCUCCUUCCUGAGCGGUAUGACGGCUGCGUGGUCCCAUGGUGUUUAUACUUGCAUACUAUUGUUUGUACAGAUGAAUGUGGUACCUUCAGUCGUUUGGAAAUUGCUCCCAAGGAUGAACCAGACUUGUGGAGGUCUACCAUUUUUUUUCUGAGGUCUUGGCUGAUUUCUUUUUGAUUUUCCCAUGAUGUCAAGCAAAGAGGCACUGAGUUUGAAGGUAGGCCUUCAAAUACAUCCACAUGUACUCCUCCAUUUGACUCAAAUGAUGUCAAUUAGCCUAUCAGAAGCUUCUAAAGCCAUGACAUCAUUUUCUGGAAUGUUCCAAGCUGUUUAAAGGCACAGUCAACUUAAUGUAUGUAAACUUCUGACCCACUGGAAUUGUGAUACAGUUAAUUAUAAGUGAAAUAAUCUGUCUGUAAACAAUUGUUGGAAAAAUUACUUCUGUCAUGCACAAAGUAGAUGUCCUAACCGACUUGCCAAAACUAUAGUUUGUUAACAAGAAAUGUGUGGAGUGGUUGAAAAACAAGUUUUAAUGACUCCAACCUAAGUGUAUGUAAACUUCCGACUUCAACUGUGUGUGUGUGUGUGUAUAUGUGUGUGUGUGUGUAUAUGUGUGUGUGUAUAUAUAUAUAUAUAUAUAUAUAUAUAUAUAUAUAUCACACACACACACACACACACACUACCAGUUGAAAGUUUGGACACCUACUCAUUCAAGGGUUUUUCUUUAUUUUUUACAUUGUAGAAUAAUAGUGAAGAUAUCAAAAAAAUGAAAAGACAUAUGGAAUCAUGUAGUAACCAAAAAAGUGUUAAACAAAUCUAAAUAUAUUUUAUAUUUGAGAAUCUUCAAAUAGUCACCCUUUGAUGACAGCUUUGCACAUUUAGCAUUCUCUCAACCAGUUUCAUGAGGUAGUCACUUGGAAUGCAUUUAAAUUAACAGGUGUGCCUUCUUAAAAGUUAAUUUGUGGAAUUUCUUUCCUUAAUGCGUUUGAGCCAAUCAGUUGUGUUGUGACAAGGUAGGGUUGGUAUACAGAAGAUGGCCCUAUUUGGUAAAAGACCAAGUCCAUAUUAUGGCAAGAACAGCUCAAAUAAGCAAAGCGAAACGACAGUCCAUCAUUACUUUAAGACAUGAAGGUCAGUCAAUACGGAAAAUGUCAAUAACUUUGAAAGUUUCUUCAAGUGCAGUCGCAAAAAACAUCAAGCGCUAUGAUGAAACUGGCUCUCAUGAGGACCGCGACAGGAAUUGAAGACCCAGAGUUACCUCUGCUGCAGAGGAUGUUCAUUAGAGUUACCAGCCUCAGACAUUGCAGCCGAAUUGCUGCAAAGAAACCACUACUAAAGGACACCAAUAAGAAGAGACCUGCUUGGGCCAAGAAACACGAGCAAUGGACAUUAGAACAGUGGAAAUGUGUCCUUUGGUCUGGAGUCCAAAUUUGAGAUUUUUGGUUACAACCGCCGUGUCUUUGUGAGACGCGGUGUGGGUGAAUGGAUUAUCUCCGCAUGUGUAGUUCCCACCGUAAAGCAUGGAGGAGGAGGUGUUAUGGUGUGGGGGUGCUUUGCUGGUGACACUGUCUGUGAUUUAUUUAGAAUUCAAGGCACACUUAACCAGCAUGGCUACCACAGCAUUCUGCAGCGAUACGCCAUCCCAUCUGUUUUGGGCUUAGUGGGACUAUCAUUUUGUUUUUCAACAGGACAAUGACCCAACACACCUCCAGGCUGUGUAAGAUCUAUUUGACCAAGAAUGAGCGUGAUGGAGUGCUGCAUCAGAUGACCUGGCCUUUCCAGGUGAAGCUGGUUGAGAGAAUGCCAAGAGUGUGCAAAGCUGUCAUCAAGGCCAAAGGGUGGCUAUUUGAAGAAUCUCAAAUAUAAUAUAUAUUUUGAUUUGUUUAACACUUUUUUUUUAUAUGUGUUAUUUCAUAGUCUUGAUGUCUUCACUAUUAUUCUACAAUGUAGAAAAUAGUAAAAAUAAAGACAAAUCCUUGAAUGAGUAGGUGUGUCCAAACUUUUGACUGGUACUGUAUAUAUAGCUCUCUCAUUCGGAAAGUGUUUUAUUUAUGUAUAUAUGCGAUCGUAUACAAAUGUAAGCAAGGUUUGAAAUGAUUAUGUUUUAGUCAAAUGUUAUGUCUGUUUGGAAUUCUUGCGGUCAAUUUACUAAUUAUUUGUAAUUAUGUUCCGGCCCCCUGACCAUCCGCUCAAGAAAGAAUCUGCCUGUGGCUGAAUCUAGUUGAUGAUACCUGGUGUAUUGGGAAAUUACAGGUUGUUGUGUGUGGUUGUUUUGUGUCAUUGGAUAGGUGUGACGAUAAGCCAGGUGGACGAGGAGACCUUCUCUGUGUUUGCACCUACUCCUGGUGCCAUGAAUGAAGCACAGGAGUUCAUCACAGAAAUCUGCAAGGAUGACGUGAGUCCAACCUAGUCUAAUUCCACUGUAUUGCCUAAUUUCUUACAAUUCCUCAUUUUUAUUUACUCAUUAAACAUCAUUGUACUAUAUCCUCCAAAAAGGCAAUUCUUACCCACAUCAGUAAUGAUAUGAAUCUGAGGAUGUCUGUUUUGCCUUGCAGCAAGAGCAGCAGCUGGAGUUUGGUGCUGUUUACACUGCCACCAUCAUGGAGAUAAGGUACACACUGCUGCAUUAUUGGAGGCUGCUGUUUCAUCUAAUGUGAUGCAGCUACAGUCUGGUUUUUAAACAUUGUGUUCCAUUGAUUGAACAUUGGAUUGCUAAACGGGUAGCUUCAUGACUUGCUGCACUUCUGUCUCCCUUCCUUCACAGGGACAUUGGUGUCAUGGUGAAGCUGUAUCCCAACAUGAGUGCUGUUCUGCUCCAUAACUCUCAGCUGGACCACAAACGGGUAAGAGUCUAGUCCCAGAAUACCAUGCAGGGAUUACAGGAACUUCAACAUAUAUUAUGUUUUACAGAUGUUACCAGUUUGGAAAAGGCUGCAUGUGUUGCCUUGUUUUCUGUUUAUUUACAUGAGAAGUUGUAUGUGGGAUAAAAAAUAAUCCAUUAAUAACAAUGUUUCAGCUAAAAUUGUUGGCAGAGUGAAAUAAUUGUACACACUGAAUUUGUCCAGAUAAAACACCCAAGUGCUCUUGGAUUAGAGGUUGGACAGCAGAUUCAGGUAUGUAUUGCAUUCUUCUGACCUUUAGUUCUUAAUUCGCUUGACUUCUUGACUGAUAGUCUUUCUCUGAUGGAAUGCUGCCAACAGGUUAAAUACUUUGGGCGAGACCCAACAGAUGGAAGAAUGAGGCUUUCGAGGAAGGUGUUACAAUCUCCAGCAGCAACAGUUGUUAAGACACUGAGUGAGAAACAGAGCAUCACCAUGGGCACAGGGAAUGGCCAAGCAACCAGCAACUCCUCUUGACUCCCACUACCAACCAUUUGUCAUUUACUCACCCAAAUCCUUCAAGCACUGGUUACUGUACUCUCAUUCUCUGCUGAUUUCAGCAAUGAUAUCAGCUUGGUGGCCAUACCAGUUUGAGUUGUCAAAUAACAAAUUUGGCAGGCAUUUUAUUAGGUGAAGCAUUUUUUGCUGUCAGUUUAUCUGUUUUAUACAAUGUGUAAUAAAUAUGUAAACUAAACAUUUCAUUGUUUUACAUUGACUUUAACUUGUGACCACUCAUGCCAUAUUCCAAUAUUCUACAUACUCAUUGUUAGUGCUACAAUAUUUAGAGCUGUUUUAAUUGAAAUCAACAGCAUUAUUUUCCCUAUAUUGUAAUAAAAGCACAGACUGUAACAGGUCUGUAUCCCACCAAUGCUGUAAACGUUUCGAUAUUAACGACAUAACACUGGAUUCCGUAGCCCCUAAGAGGAGACCCCGCGGUAACGUUUGAUUGACGUAGUGGAAGAAAAAUAACGGAUUACAAGAUGGCGGUCUGUGGACGAUAGUGAAGGGGCCGUCGUAGUUGUUUUCAACGGUGAAUUUUACAGUUCGCUAGAUAUCCUGCCUUCUGCGGGAAAAAAUAAUCAGCAGCAUAAUAUGUUCAUUAAUUAGCGUUACGUUUUAGCACAUUAUUGUGUAUCAUACUCCGAUGUAUGUCUGGGACAUGCGGGUAGAAACACGUUUGAAGCUCGGGGAUAAGAAUAUAGCUAGGCAACUAUUUUAAAGAUAGGGUGAACUAGUGUUUGCUAGCUAACGCGUUAGCUUUUCCUCAAGGUAACCAUGUCGGAUACUCGGCGGCGUGUGAAAGUAUACACGCUGAAUGAAGACCGACAGUGGGACGACAGGGGCACAGGACAUGUCUCGUCCACCUUUGUCGAACGACUGAAGGGAAUAUCAUUAUUAGUUCGGGCGGAAUCCGACGGUGAGUUGCUAGCUAGCAUAUCUUAUUAGUAGACGAUGGCUCGUCACUUGCCUGUGUUUUGUUCGUAGUUAGGUAGCUAGUACAGGCCUCCAAUUCAAAAACUCCACAUCGCUAGCUAGCUUGCGAACGGUCACCCAACUAACAAACUAGUUAGCUAGUUGAGUUGGCUAAUUAUUAGCUCGCUAGCUACUAACACGUAACUGCUGAUGUCGACGUGUAUGAGUUAAUCUAGCCAACUACUGUAGCUAGCUAAAUCACUAUAUUGCUAAUGCUAGCUGUCUAAUGUUUAACGUUUACUUGUAACGUUAGUGGUGAUAGUGUUUUAAGAUAACUGAUUUGUUUAUUUAUCGAUGUAACGCUAACCUAACGUUAGCUAGCCAGUGCUUGGAAGAUCAAUGUGGUUGAACUGACUUCCUUUGUGAACCUCUUUUCGUUGAAUACUUUUAACGUUAUAUAACACAUUUAACUAGUUAGCUAGUUAUAUUUUUAACGAACAUUGGUACAUUAAAAGUAGUGUAUCCAACUAGCUAGAUAACGAGCUAGCCAGCCAACUAGCAACCUGGUCAAAUAACUGUUGCACAGCUUGCUAUCUUAACGUUAACUAGGUACUAGUAAACUCACUUGGCUAAGUCGGUAGUAAAUAAAGGGACAGUUGUUUGCCAGCCCAUAACAAAUUGUCAGCUAAUUUAUAAUAAAUUGUCUUUGUUUACAUGAACAGUUUGUCAGUAAAAGUGUAGUGUUCAGGUUUCAGCAGUAUUGUCAGUUACAACAGCCAUCUUGUUGUUGAUAUUAAGGCUUAUUUGACGAACAUAUUAUUUCACACCCAUGUUCCUGAAUUAUGAAGUUGUUUAUUAUAUAGUUGGGAACAUUUAGGCAGCAAAUAAUUAUUUCAGUAUGGUAGUCGUUAGCUAACUGAAUGCCCUCAUGUCUUUUAGGCUCACUUCUUCUGGAGUCUAAAAUCAGCCCAAAUACUGCAUAUCAGAAACAGCAAGUGAGUAUUCUGCCUCUAUCGAGGUCUGCUGUGUAUCUUCAGUGUACCUUCAGUGUUUUAUUUGCUCUGGGGCAGGUCCAUUUAUAGAAGUAGCCUAUGUAUCUAAAGAAUUGUGAAUGUGUACAGUUGCGGUUUAAUUUUACUCAGCAAAUAAUUGAUAAUUACAAACCUCGAGUUAUGAAAAAUAAUUGUCUGAACUUGAUCAUGAGAACUGUCUUUCCCCGCUCAGGACACCCUGAUCGUGUGGUCUGAAGCAGAGAACUAUGAUCUGGCUCUGAGUUUUCAGGAAAAAGCUGGCUGUGAUGAAAUCUGGGAAAAGAUUUGUCAGGUAUAGUACUGUGUUUACUCUAUAUGGUUGUGUAAGUCAGUGUAAGGUUUAUGUGUAUUACUGCUAUUUAUAGUCAUUUUAUGGCACCAGAAAGCACACUUUUUAACUGCAGGAACUACAUGUAUAGAACAUGUCACAACUGUUGGUGACACAUGUACACACAAGUAAAAAAAAAAAAAAAAACAUGCCCUUGCAGAAGAAAAUUGUCAGGAAGCAAUUGAUUGUACCAUAUUUGCUUGUUAUUUGAAUCUCCAGCCCCCAAAACUAUGAAUAACCAUGUAUGUGCAUUGUAGGUCACUGCUGCUUUUUUUAGGUGCCGGUAAACAUACAUUUUCUUUGUACGCCCUUAUGAGACUAAGCCAUUAGUAUUUCAUAAUUUUUAAGUAUAGAAUAUCAUGUUAUAGAAGUUCGUCCUUUGCAAUGGGGGACUAGAGACCUUCUGUUGUUCUUACCAGUGGCCUGUCUAAUUUCUGCCCCAGGUGCAGGGGAAAGACCCUGCGCUGGAGAUCACCCAGGACCCCAUCGAUGAGUCCGAGGAGGAGCGCUUCGAGGAGAUGCCAGAGACCAGCCACCUGGUGGAGCUGCCUCCCUGUGAGCUGGCCCGGCUGGAGGAGAUCGCUGACCUGGUGACUUCUGUCCUGUCCUCGCCCAUCCGCCGGGAGAAGUUGGCCCUGGCCCUUAUGAGCGAAGGAUACAUGAAGAAGCUGCUGCAGCUCUUCCAGGUGUGCGAAGACCUGGACAACCGGGAGGGCCUACAUCAUCUGUAUGAGAUUGUGCGUGGCGUCCUCUUUCUCAACAAGGCGGCUCUAUUCGAGGUCAUGUUCUCGGACGACUGCAUCAUGGACGUGGUGGGCUGCCUGGAGUACGACCCGGCACUAGUGCAGCCCAAAAGGCACCGCGAGUUCCUCACCAAGACGGCCAAGUUUAAGGAGGUGAUCCCCAUCACGGACUCAGAGCUGCGGCAGAAGAUCCACCAGACGUACCGUGUGCAGUACAUCCAGGACAUCAUCCUGCCCACGCCUUCAGUCUUCGAGGAGAACUUCCUUUCCACCCUCACAUCCUUCAUUUUCUUCAACAAGGUGGAGAUAGUCAGCAUGCUGCAGGUGAGUCACUGCAAACCAACAGAGCCAAACAGCUUUUUUUUCUUCUCCUCUUCGAGUUUGCCAUUCUUGACUACAAAUGGAGUGUAAGUCAAUCUGUUUAUAUAUUUAUUUGACAUUUUGCAGGAUGAAAUCUCUUGAGAUACACAUCUAGUUUUUGAGUGUCCCAAAAAAAAUAAAAAAAAUACUUAGUAACAAGAAUAAUAUGGCAACUGUCUAACAAUAACAAUGAAAUAAUAAUACAAAUAUUUAAAAAGUACACUAACAGCAUAAACAUUGUUGUACAACUACUAAUAGGCCUACAACUAAUAAACUACUGCUACAACUACUAAUACAAUUAAUAAACUACUGCUACAACUACUAAUACAAUUAAUAAACUACUGCUACAACUACUAAUACAAUUAAUAAACUACUGCUACAACUACUAAUACAAUUAAUAAACUACUGCUACAACUACUAAUACAACUGCUACAACUACUGCUACAACCACUAAUACAACUGCUACAACUACUGCUACAACCACUAAUACAACUGCUACAACUACUAAUACAACUGCUACAACUACUGCUACAACUAAUAGAUUACUGCUACAACUAAUAAUACUACUGCUACAACUACUAAUACAACUAAUAAACUACUGCUACAACUACUAAUACUACUGCUACAACUACUAAUACUACUGCUACAACUACUACUAAUACAAUUUAAUAAACUACUGCUACAAUUUAAUAAACUACUGCUACAACUACUAAUACAACUACUAAACUACUGCUACAACUACUAAUACAACUGAUACAACUACUAAUACUACUGCUACCACUAAUAAUACUACUGCUACAACUAAUACAACUAAUAGAUUACUGCUACAACUACUAAAAACUAAUAAAUUAAGUACCUAUAAUAUAUAUACAGUGGGGAAAAAAAGUAUUUAGUCAGCCACCAAUUGUGCAAGUUCUCCCACUUAAAAAGACGAGAGACGCCUGUCAUUUUCAUCAUAGGUACACGUCAACUAUGACAGACAAAAUGAGGAAAGAAAAUCCAGAAAAUCACAUUGCAGGAUUUUUAAUGAAUGUAUUUGCAAAUUAUGGUGGAAAAUAAGUAUUUGGUCAAUAACAAAAGUUUCUCAAUACUUUGUUAUAUACCCUUUGUUGGCAAUGACACUGGUCAAACGUUUUUUGUAAGUCUUCACAAGGUUUUCACACACUGUUGCUGGUAUUUUGGCCCAUUCCUCCAUGCAGAUCUCCUCUAGAGCAGUGAUGUUUUGGGGCUGUCGCUGGGCAACACGGACUUUCAACUCCCUCCAAAGAUUUUCUAUGGGGUUGAGAUCUGGAGACUGGCAAGGCCACUCCAGGACCUUGAAAUGCUUAUUACGAAGCCAUUCCUUCGUUGCCCGGGCGGUGUGUUUGGGAUCAUUGUCAUGCUGAAAGACCCAGCCACGUUUCAUCUUCAAUGCCCUUGCUGAUGGAAGGAGGUUUUCACUCAAAAUAUCACGAUACAUGGCCCUAUUCAUUCUUUCCUUAACACGGAUCAGUCGUCCUGGUCCCUUUGCAGAAAAACAGCCCCAAAGCAUGAUGUUUCCACCCCCAUGCUUCACAGUAGGUAUGGUGUUCUUUGGAUGCAACUCAGCAUUCUUUGUCUCCCAAUCCUCUUCUGGAUCAUCCAAAUGCACUCUAGCAAACUUCAGACGGGCCUGGACAUGUACUGGCUUAAGCAGGGGGACACGUCUGGAAUUGCAGGAUUUGAGUCCCUGGUGGCGUAGUGUGUUACUGAUGGUAGGCUUUGUUACUUUGGUCCCAGCUCUCUGCAGGUCAUUCACUAGGUCCCCCCGUGUGGUUCUGGGAUUUUUGCUCACCGUUCUUGUGAUCAUUUUGACCCCACGGGGUGAGAUCUUGCGUGGAGCCCCAGAUCGAGGGAGAUUAUCAGUGGUCUUGUAUGUCUUCCAUUUCCUAAUAAUUGCUCCCACAGUUGAUUUCUUCAAACCAAGCUGCUUACCUAUUGCAGAUUCAGUCUUCCCAGCCUGGUGCAGGUCUACAAUUUUGUUUCUGGUGUCCUUUGACAGCUCUUUGGUCUUGGCCAUAGUGGAGUUUGGAGUGUGACUGUUUGAGGUUGUGGACAGGUGUCUUUUAUACUGAUAACAAGUUCAAACAGGUGCCAUUAAUACAGGUAACGAGUGGAGGAAGUUAAAGAAGAAGUUAUAGGUCUGUGAGAGCCAGAAAUCUUGCUUGUUUGUAGGUAACCAAAUACUUAUUUUCCACCAUAAUUUGCAAAUAAAUUCAUUAAAAAUCCUACAAUGUGAUUUUCUGGAAAAAAAAAUCUCAAUUUGUCUGUCAUAGCUGACGUGUACAUAUGAUGAAAAUUACAGGCCUCUCUCAUCUUUUUAAGUGGGAGAACUUGCACAAUUGGUGGCUGACAAUACUUCCCCCCCCCCCCCACUGUAUGUGUAUGUAUAUAUAUAUAUAUAUUUACAAAUAUCACAUGGUGAUGUUUCUAUUAGUUAAAAACAGUUUGUUCUUAACAUUUUGAAAAGGGGCUUUCUUAAAUUCACUGUGAUUUGAAUGCCCUGUUUUCUAUAGGUAAAUUAUUCCAAUCAGUUGGGUCUUUGUAUCUGAAAGAUCUUACGCCAACCUCAUGAUGUACCCUUGUAAUUGCUGCUGUUGCUGAAAGGAGUAGUGCGAGUCUUGUAAAGUUAGGUGUUCCUUAAUACAUACAGGGAAAUUUAAGUUGAUCAAUUUAACAAGAAAUUGGUACCUAUGCAAUGUUAUCUUAACUAAUGCCUCUUCAGCUCGGGUGUUCAGUUUUAACAGUUGUUGUGACAUUUUAGUGUGUGAAGCAAAGGAAAUAAAGCACUGAAUUUAACUGGCUACAUAUAACACACACUUUCACACCAUUGUCAAUGUACAUUUAUAUUUUAGUCAUUUAGCAGACGCUCUUAUCCAGAGCGACUUACAGUUAGUGAGUGCAUACAUUUUUCAUACAUAAUGUUGUUGUAACUGAGUUUCUCUAUUCAUGCUUUUAUUUUCCUGUGAAACAGUUUGCCCCAUCUGAAGAUAAAUCGUAAUCCGUACAUGUAUGUGAUAUUCUGCUGUUGUAAAAAACCUGGAAUGGAUUAACCUUAUGAAUGUAUUUGAAUGUAUUUUAUUUUACAUAAAUAGAAUGUCAUAUGAAAUGUGAUAAAAUACUCAUGCCACUUUGUUGUCUUCAGUAUUGUAAAUCGAUGCUUGUUACUUCUCUAAGGAUUCGUUCUAGAUCAAACUGUUUGUCUUUGGCUCUGAUGUUAGUGAACAGGUUUGUAGUUGAUGGGUCAUCUUCAAUUUAAGCAGGGAAUCUAAUGUGAAGCCAACCUACCAGUAGGCCCUGAAGUAUGUCUUGGAUCUCACGUUGGUAACAACGAUAAGGUUGUGGCAUGAUUUGUUUUUUUUAACUUCCCUUGUUGGCACUUGGCAGUAUAAUUAUACACGUUUAGAAGCUCAAGAGGGACUUGGCCCUGUCUAUUGACCCCUGUAAUAAAUGUGUAUUUGGGUUCAGUCCUAGUGCUUUUCAACAUGACCUCUCACCUCACAAAACCUCUACAGACCACAGAACUGAGAUGCAGUGAGAAUGUUAACUUUAUAUCCCUGCCUUGCACUACAGGAGGAUGAGAAGUUCCUAACUGAAGUCUUUGCACAGCUAACAGAUGAAGCCACAGAGGACGGUAAAAGGAGGGAACUAGUAAGUUUAAUGACGAACUCGUUUUAUUAAAAGCAUACAAAUACUAAGCUUUUAUCCCAUGAAUGUUUCAGUGAUGUACUCUCCUGUUUUCCUUCCUCUUCACAGGUGAACUUCUUCAAAGAAUUUUGUGCUUUUUCACAAACCUUGCAACCGCAAAAUAGAGAUGCUUUCUUCAAGACUCUGGCAAAUCUAGGCAUUCUUCCUGCUCUUGAAAUAGUCAUGGUAUGAAUGUGUACUAUGUACAUUUUAAAUGCCUUGUUUUUGCAUAUUUAUCCUAGACAUUUUGUCAUGUGUUUGGUGUGGCAACAUUCUCUCGAUCCCUUGAACGUGAAAUCCCAUCUCACCUUCAACGGCUGUAUCUUGUCAGCACAUGUCAAAAUAAGUAUAAUGUAUGUCUCUUAAAGAUAACUUUAUCUACUUACCAUGUGUCAGAUUAAUUUGUGGAUACCAUUUGUCUCUUUCCAUACAGUUUGACGGAAGUUGCUAUAUAGCGUUAGCGCAAUUGCUAACUAGCGUUGGCAACUGCUAGCAUGCUAGUAGAUACCAUAGACUUCCAGUCAUUGCACUACAGCUAGUUAGCAUUGGCUCGCAAAACUACCUAACUUCCUUCAUACUGAAUGCAAACCAAACAAAUUGUAUCCAUGAGCAUCUGAUUGGGGAUGUAGAUGAAGGGCUUCAUUGCCUAAAUCCUGAAGUAUCCCUUUAAUCCUAAACUUGAAAAGGUCUAAAAAGUCAGUUAGUCCAGAUUGCACUAAGGCUCCUGAGCCCCUAAAGAAACACGUGGAUGGAGCUGAAUGCACUAUUCGUUUGAGCUCACUGUGUGUAUCCAGUGUGUGACUAGUGUGUCUCACCGUCUCCACAGGGCAUGGACGACCUGCAGGUGAGGGCUGCAGCCACAGACAUAUUCUCAUACCUGGUGGAGUUCAGCCCCUCCAUGGUCCGAGAGUUUGUUAUGCAGGAGCCACAGCAGACUGAUGAUGUAAGUAUGUUAUAUAGCUAGGCUUACAUGAAAUGUGAUACUGGUGGGCCAAUUUCUCUGCCAAAUGGAGCUGUGAUUAUGUAAAUGAUUAUUUAACCAGUGAAAUGUUAAUUUAUAAAAUGCACAUUGAACUGUUUCUUAUAGUAGGUGUUUACUGUUAACCCAAGCAUACCCUUUCUGAGCAUUUAGAUGUGUCUGAAUUCUCUAGGAUGUUCUAGGUUUCCUGUACGUGAUGCUACUUACUUGUUCAUUAGGACGUGCUGCUGAUAAACGUGGUGAUAAAGCAGAUGAUCUGUGACUCAGACCCUGAGUUGGGGGGUGCUGUGCAGCUGAUGGGGCUCCUACGAACACUGAUUGACCCAGAGAACAUGCUGACCCCCACCAAUGUAAGACCAUGUCCAAACACACACACUCUUCUGUCAUAACACUGGGUGUAAUGACUAUUAUACAAGAAAACAGAACAGCUAGCUAUACCUCAUGAGUUGUAUGAUACUUUCAUUACAUGAAAGAUGAACUCUGCAAUAUGACAGCAUUGCUGUCUACUAAUCUAUUUUUUACUUUGAAUCCCGUUAGAAAACGGAGAAGACAGAGUUUCUCAGCUUCUUCUACAAGUACUGCAUGCAGGUCCUCACAGCCCCUCUAUUGGCCAACACUGUAGAGGAGAAGAAGUCUAAAGGUGAGGAGGGGGGACCUUUUGUAUUUAACUCAUGUGAUUAUAGAUCUAAAUGGAUGUAUGCAUGGUCUGUGCUAUCCGGGAUCCAUGGGACGUCCGCUACCUCCCAUUGAAGUUGACUUUUUAAAUGGUUAUGGCAAGGGUUAUGGUUUAGGGAAGGGACGUCCCAAGGAUCCCGGAUAGCACUGAUAAUGUAUGCAUUGUGUGUAUGGACUCUGGUCUUGUGUAGAAUUUGGUGUGUUUAGGUCCAGCUCUGUGUUGAUAUGCAUAGCUUUUUGGUGGGCAGGCCAAGAAGUCUUGGUUUGGAUCUAUUUACAUGACUGAUAUUCAUUGCUUUUAUUAUAUCUCUCAGAUCUGCAAGAGGGGUCCACCAAGAUCAACCCAGUGUGCCCUGGUAUUUAACCAUACAUUAUCACAAUCAUAAUUCUCAUUUGACUAAGUGUGUCUCUCCCUAUUGUAAAUGCAUGCCUCUAUGUCUUCCAGAUAAUUUCCAGACAGCUCAACUCCUGGCUUUGAUUCUGGAGCUGCUGACAUUCUGUGUUGAGCACCACACAUAUCACAUAAAGACCUACAUCAUGAACAAGGACCUGCUGCGACGAGUCCUGGUGCUAAUGAACUCUAAACACACCUUCCUGGCUCUGUGUGAGUCACCGGGGAAACACUACAGAGGGACAUGGGUUCUAGAAUAUGGGGAGCACCAAGUGUUGAAUUUGUUUUUUCAUGAUUUGAUUAAUGAAGCACAUCAAGCUAGAACCCAGACCUUUGGACCCUUGGCUCCUGGGUAUAAUCCAUUGAUAAAUCCACAACCUAAAUGUACUGCUUGUGGUGUAAGUAGUUGCUGUAUGGAGUUUACUCAAAGCCUCUUUUCAAGGUGUUGAUUGUACUGGUUGUCUUUUAACAGGUGCUCUGCGCUUCAUGAGGAGGAUAAUCGGGCAGAAGGAUGAGUACUACAACCGAUACAUUAUCAAAGGGAACCUGUUUGAGCCAGUCAUCAACACCCUGCUGGACAACGGAACUAGAUACAACCUCCUAAACUCAGCCAUCAUCGAACUCUUUGAGUUCAUUAAAGUUGUAAGUUCAUAUUCACCCUUUUAACAUGUCUGGUUACCAUUUUACCACAUGCACACAUCCUAAUGACAUCUAUCUCUACAGGAGGAUAUCAAGUCCCUCAUAGCACACAUCAUAGACAACUACUUCACAGCUCUUGAAUCCAUUGAAUACGUCCAGACGUUCAAGGGCCUGAAGGGCAGAUAUGAGCAGGAGAAGGAUCGACAGACCCUGAGACUCAACAGGUCAGUGUUCCGUCAUCUCCCUCACAGACAUGGACAACUGGAAUGGCGUUAAAGUGGAACAUUUGAUUAGUUGAUUUGUUUGGUUCAGCCAAAGAGGAUAACUUAGCAUAUCAUUUAAUAGUAGUUUGUUUGUGUUGAGCAAAGUAACUUAAGCAGUGUUUAUUGCAUGCAAUGCUUUUAAAGCCAAUGUUGCAUUGUCAAGUGACAUACAUUUUUUUCAUGUUAUUUAUAUAAAGCCUGUUAAAAGUAGUCUUAACUGUAUCCAAGCAGAUAUCGUAGGGAUGCUCGAACACUGGACGGGGAUGAGGAAAUGUGGUUCAAUGAUGAUGAUUAUGAAGAAGGAGAGGCUGUUGAGAAAAGCAGGCCAGAGGAAGAGUUCCCAGAGAGCUACGGAAAGUAUAUGGAAGCAAAAAAAGGUAAGUGCCGCCACUCUGCGAAGUGUAUGUGUUGAACCCCACUGCUUGUGGAUUGGUAUGUUCACCCAUCUCUUUGCAGUUAAAGAGAGUGACAACAAAGAGAACUUCCCAAAGCAGACCCCAACUGGCAGCUUUAAGUUGACCUUUUCUCAUUCUGCAGGGGCUGCCAACGGUGCCAACGGCAAGCCAGCUGCCUCGCCCGCCGCCGCAGCCAGUCCCAACGGCUCUCCAGCCAAGUCGGCCGCGCCACCCGGCGCCCUGGUAGUCAAGGUGAGCUUUCCCUGUCAACUGCCAUUCUAAUUGCCAAGGUGAGCCAUAUCCUCUUUCUACCUGUCAAUCUGUAGUAAAAAGCCCCAUUUUCCUGCCACCCCAGUAGUAAAAAUUAUCAAACCCAGGGUUGAGUCACUUGAGUUCUAAUGUGACCUAUGUUCUCGUUGACAGACUGCGAUGGUCGGCCUUGUAGACUACCCUGACGAUGAAGACGAGGAGGAAGAAGACGAAGAGCAGUCGCCACGGAAACGGCCCCGUCUGGGCUCCUAAGCCAGUGAAGUCGUCAGGUCUUGGUCAGCUGUGCCACAGUCACAGUCCACUGGACAGAGACCACUCCCACCUUGCUACCCUCCCAGCCUGCCCCCUGCUCCUACGUCCCCAUACCUGGCCUGUGGACCAGAGAGGUUGAACAGUGCCAAGGUUUCCCUGUUGCUCCGGCAGGGACGCAGCACUUCACCCAAACCUCAGCCGCUCUACAGAAGGGGGAGCAGGGGCUAAUGGGAGAGCCAGUCAGGCUAGCAGGACUAGCCGCUUAGUAAUGGAAGCUUGAUUGGCUGACCCUACAGAACUGUUCCUUUGGGUUGGGUGGAGGGAACUAGGCAAAAAGAGGGGGGUAGGUAAAAAAAAAAAAAAAGAACCUACAGAAAACAAAAGUUGCUUAGUUCUGAGGAGCAGGACUGAACCGUUGAAGCUGGGGCUGCAUUGCCGAGGCUCACACACAACUAGCCAGGAAUCCUGUAUUCAUGAGUUUAAAAGUACUGUAUAGUUAUUUUUAAUGAUUUGCCCCUUAAGUGAUUUUAAAAGGGGAGAGCUAUACCUGCCAGUGUUUUUUUUUUUUUUUGCUGCACAAUUGGUGGGACCACUGUUCACCCUUUUAAUUCAAUUCAUUGUAGAAAGCAAGAGUUGCAAUGCUGGUUUUAAAAUAACAUGUAUUAAACUGCAGUAAAGUCAUUUUUGCAGCCCACUGAGUGUCUGAAGUUUGUGUAUUCAGUGGCUUUGACUCACUGUGGCUCCCUUUCAACGGAGGUACCAGAGGUUGUCUAUUUUCCAGCAGGUAUGUGUAUCUUGUUUUAAGAGAACACAAACCCUUCUCAGUGGUGCAUACUACUGGUGAUCCAGUUCAGUACUCCUGAUGGGUUGAGUUGAUUUUGUUGCUAGCACAGUUCCUGUGGGUCAGAGCAUAUUUCAGUAGUGGUGGCUAGACCAGCUACUGCCAUUUAUAUAGACCAGGGAUGGGCAACUGCCCCCUCCCCCCCAUUUUUGUUGUUGAAGGAACAGUGUGGGUCUCAAUUUACUGUGGCGUUAGAAUAUGCAAUUUUGAAAUUUGGUUGUGCAUCAGCAGUUUCUCUUAUGACAGUCAUUCAAUUAUCCCAUGUUGGCAAAAUUUUUUUGGGGGGGAUUGGUAAAUUAGUCUAAGCCAGCUCUCUAAACUUGUGAUCAUGGUUGAAUUACCGACCGGGGACCCCCAUUGAUCAUCAGAAACUGCAAACAUGUCUCCACCCUUUGGCAAAAUGUUUGCAGGAAAUUAGCUGUAACACUGCACAUUUCUCUCCACCCCAUGGCAAAAGGAGUACAAUUGCAUGAAAUUAAAGUAGCAGAAUGUGUAGAAUUGCAGGAAAUUAACUUCUAAUUUAUCUUCGCUGUCAAGAGAGCUGCUAAAUUGUUUUGCUCGCUGGGUGGGGGGCUCAGGUCUGCUCUGACAAUCUGUGGGUCUGGAUGUUUAAGCAGAUCUGUGAGCCACUGCGGCCCCUCGUGAGUUUUGGGUGGCCCCUACCCCCCCAUCAAUUGCCUAUCCCUAAUAGACAUUCCUAUUGACAGAUGUAGUUUGAGAUGGAAAGCAUUUGUUGGAGUAGCUGCGAAUGCCCAAAUGUCUAUAGAGCUUAGGUUUGUUUUCUCCCUGAAAAAUGUGUACAAAGUGCAUUUACUACCACUAUCUCCAUUCUAAACUUUUGUAUACAGUUGAUACGUUUUCAGAUUAAACGUGACCCUGGCAUUAAAGUUGUGGAUCUAGCUUUAUUUUACU
Coregonus sp. 'balchen' is the source of this 22229-nucleotide messenger RNA. Lineage: Eukaryota; Metazoa; Chordata; Actinopteri; Salmoniformes; Salmonidae. The record is from the annotation of a GenBank genome assembly.